Molecule: messenger RNA, 3765 nt
Organism: Closterium sp. NIES-65
Lineage: Eukaryota; Viridiplantae; Streptophyta; Zygnematophyceae; Desmidiales; Closteriaceae
Source: the annotation of a GenBank genome assembly
AUGUCUCUCUACGAUCGCAGCGCACUAGAUCCGCCGCAGUUGGCGGCGGAUUCAUCGCAGGCCGACACGAGCAGCGAUGCUCCCAGCAGCGACUCUCGCAGCGCCUCGUUCGACACCCCCGAGGCCCGACGGGUCGACGAGAUUGCGGAGCUGGCGAGCCGCAUUGCAGCGAGUGGCGAUGCGGAGACAUCCGUCCCUUCCGCUCCAAGGGGGGAUACGGGCGACGCGCGUAACGGUUCGCCAUCUAGUGACCGUGCGACAGGAGAGAAUGCUCCGGCGAACGAUCAACAGAGACCAACGAGGCGACGGGGAGGUUGGCUCGCAGCCGUCGCAGGGGUGCUCGUGCGCUCCCCGCUCGGGGCUCUCUGUCGCACCCUGGGUCGCUCGGUCCGUCGCACAGUCGCCCGCGAUGGCGCUUUGAGCGUCGCCCUGAGUCGAUCCGUCGGCGGGGCCUUGAGCUUGUCGCACGCGGUGACGUGGUUCGCGGUGCGAGUAGUGGCGGUUAAAUUGCUACGGAAGCCUGUACGCGCUAUAGGCCCGCCGCUACUGUGGCCCGCGCUGCACGUAGUGGCAAUAAUGCACCUGGAGGCGCGACUCAGUGGGGGGAAGGGUGGCGGAAGGGCAGGGGGAGGGGGAACGGUAGGGGGAGAGUUGGUGGCGGGAAGGGGAGCGGGGGGAGAAGAGGAGGCGGAAACGUUGCUGAGGGAAAUCGGGGGACCGUUGGAGAUGGUUGGUCGUGUUGUGACGGUGACACGUGGCGGGACGUGGAUGAUCAUGGAGACGUUCGCCGCGCCUCUCCUCGUCUCCACGCUUUCCGCCCUCCUGCCCUUCCUCCUCCCGGCCCGCCCCUCCUCCCGCGCGCCCCCCAAGGAUCCUCCGCACAUGCUCCCACCCCCGGUCGAGCCCCGCCCUUCCCUCUCAGCAGCACGCGCAGCAGCGCGCGCAUCAGCGCGAGCAGCGGCGGCAGCAGCGGUAGCGGCAUCACCAGAAGGGGCUGGAUCAGUGGCAGGGGCUUCGUCAGUGUCAGACUACUCACUCGACGGCUCUCCCGCUGCGUCUGACACGGCAUCAUCAGCAUCCCCUCCCUCCUCUCGCCCUUCCACUCCUCCUCCCCGUGCUGCUGUCCUUCCCGCCCUCCCUUCCCCGCCCUCGCCCGUGCUCUCUCCUGCUGACCAAGUUCUGAUCCAAGACGUGCGAUCGGCGCUCGAAGAUGCUGACGUGGACACGCAGGAUUGGCUGACAGACGACACAGUGCUGCGCUAUGCAGUGCCAGGCAAGCGCCACGUGGCAACAAUGGUGAACCGCAUCCGCGCCACUGCCACGUGGCGCCGCUCCUUCCGCCUCCUCGCACCUGCCGAGGUGCUCUGCUCCCCCUGGCGCCCCUUCGGCUACUGGCACGGCGCGGACGUGGACGGCAGGCCUUGUCUUGUUCUGCAUCUGGGACGGGCGGCUAGGGCCAUUCCGUCUGCCUCGCAUGCCGACUUUGUCUGCUAUCUUGCGUCCCUAGUGAGCGCAGUAGCAGCAGCGCUCACCCUGGCAUGCCCUGACAGCGGGCGCAUCGCCGUCAUCCUGGACUGCCAGGGCGCGCCUGCCCUGUGGCACCUGCCCGUGGGGCUGCUGCGCGCCACCAUCACCGCUCUGCACCGCAACUUCCCGCACCGCAUGGCGCGCCUGCACGUGCUGCACCUGCCGCCCGCUCUGCGCCUCCUGGCUCGCGCCAUGCUGCAGCUGCUGAGCCCAGGCACACGCAGCAAGAUACAGAUCAUCGGUGGCGGAACUUCUGCCACGUCAUCACUCUCCGAUCUCUUCGGGCUCCAACUCAGCGUGCCAGCUAGGCUGGCAGGCGCAGUCACCACCCAUGCAUGCGUCGCCCCAGCAAGCCUCCCCUAUACGUCCCCGGACUCCCCGUCGCAGCUCCCCCCUUAUCUGUGCUCUACGCUCGGGCAAAGGGCGGGCGGUGUCGCAGGGGGUGGAGUGGGCAGAGAGGCGGUGGGUGAGCCGGAACGUGCUUCGUCAGCCGAAUCCCCUGUCGGCAAUGAUGCGGCAAAUCCUUCUCAUUCAAGCAUAGCCGCUGCCGCUGUAGCCGCAGAAUUAGGAGAAAGUGUAGGCACAGGCCUGGGUUUGGGACUGGAAGCAGCCGCAGGGGUAGUGCCGGAUCAGUUCGUUUCGACGGAUGACCUUCCUGCGGCGAACGGAGCGGCAAACGCGGCGACAGGCGCAGCGAGGCCGGAGGGUUUCAACCCGAAAUUAGCGGGAAUUGAGGAGGAGGAGCGGAUGGUGAACGAGCUGCUGACGUGGCUGGAGGAGAGAGGCGUGAAAGGGAUUAGAGACGACGACGCGGCAAUUAAGGUAUUCAUUGACGCCAACACUACACUCAAGGCGUCCGGCAGGUCAAGAGCGAACCUCCGCAUGGUGGCGCGGCGCCCCAUCGCGGAGGGCGAGGCGUUUCUGUCGCUGCCUCGCUCGCUCGCCCUCACUGAAUCUCACGCGCAGGAAGAGGCAAAGCCGUACGAGGGGGAGGUGCGCCCGUUCACGGCGCUGGCGGCCGUUCCCCUCCCCUCAACAGCUCUGCCUUUCCCAUCCCCCCACUCCGCCCAGGUGCACCCAUUCACGGCCCUGGCGGCGUGGGUGCUGAGGGAGCGGGGCAAGGGGCGCGCGUCCCUGUGGGCGCCCUUGGUGCGCCUGCUGCCCGCCCACCUGCCCUUCCCCCACCUCUUCUCCGACCGGCUUCGCACGGAGCUCCAAUCACAAUCGCUGCUCUUAGCCACCGCAGAGCACAAGCGGAUGCUGUCAGAAGAGUACAAAAAGUGCCGGCCAGAGGCCAUAGCGAAUGCAAGAGAGGAGGAGUUCCUGUGGGCGGUGGGCAUGGCCAACGGCACGCACAUCACCUUCACAGAGACGGCCAGCAUCUCACCAGGCCAGCACGUGAGCGUGGAGUCCGGGCUGCUGGCCAACGACACGCACAUCACGUUCACAGCCACGGCCAACAUCGCUGCAGGGCAGCACGUGAGCGUGGAGUCCGGGCUGCUGGCGAACGACGAGGCGCUGCUGACCCGCGGCAUGGCGCUGCAGACCAACUACCGUGACAGCGCGGACGUGUUUGAAUUCCCCGAGCCCGCCAUCGACUUCUUCGGCCGGCACUAUUUUCGGACGCACUGGGAGUCAUUCAUGGAGACUGACGUGGAGCAGGUCUUUGCUGACAUGGAAAAGGCACUCAAGGUCGAGGUGACCAAGGACCGGUACAAGGGCAUACCGGACGAGCCUGAGUUCAGGAUUGAUACACAGGCGAGCCUGAGAGUUUGGUUCGGUGGGAGGCUCGAUCCGAGGCUGUUGGGAGGUCUGGCAGCCCUGCAUGCGCACGUGAUGAACAAGGAAGCCCCUGACUAUGCAGCACUGGCGCGGCCGGCAGUGGAUUACUCAUGGCUUAAGGAGCCCAAGACCACGUGUGACGACUACGCCGCCUCGCUCCCCGACAACCUCGGGGACUCCAUCCCCGCAGCCGGCACGGGCAUUCUGGAGCGCGCCAGGCAGAUGCUGCAGGCCAUGGGGACGUCACGGGAGGGGGACCUGCAGCGCAUGUAUGUGGUGCAGGCGUGCAAGGUGCAGGUGCUGUACGGCACCUACCCUGGGGACAAGCCGCUCAUGUGCCCGCCUGAUUUUGUGCGCGAGUUGCCGGACUGGGAAGCGGCUUUGGCUUACAGGCUUUCAAAGAAAGAGGUGCUGUCGCAUGUGAUUGCCCGCCUCACAGCCACAUGCGAUGCUUAG